Messenger RNA from Caenorhabditis auriculariae, 1319 nucleotides. The record is from the annotation of a GenBank genome assembly. NCBI's taxonomy places the organism in Eukaryota, Metazoa, Nematoda, Chromadorea, Rhabditida, Rhabditidae.
AUGUCAUCGAACGAGUCAGAGUGGACUAUUACCCGCGUUUUAGACGUGAAAACGACUAUCAACGCUAAUCAGAAAGUCACCAAAAAGUUUUUGGUCAAGUGGCAGUGAGUUUUUGAAUCAGAAAAAAUUCCCUGGUUUUCCAUUUCUACAAGAAGAAAGCUUUCCUGUUAUUUCUAAAAGAUCAACAGAUUUUUCCAGGCCUUCCUGGGUGUCACAAGAAAACAUCUCUGACGGCUCGGUAUUAUUCCAUUCAAUCUCAUUUCAAUAAUUGUGUUUUUACAGCUCUGGUUCAAGUGCACCAUUGUGGGAAUGGCUGACAACGAUAAAAACGCAAAAGUUGUCCGCAGACUCCCAGCGGCCAACUUUUCCGAUUUCGACUACGUCGUCAAGUUCGAUUACUACAAGUUCGUCUUGGAUUUUUGCUGUAUAACUUUCCUGUAAAUUUAAAUUUCAGUUCUUCUUCUAGCAGUGCGAAUCCGACAGUGGAGAGCUCAGCGAUGAAAAUCAUGGAUUACGAAUCUUUGGUCGCCGAAUAUGCGAAAGAGUUUCUCGACUAUUUGAAAGACACUGCUGACUCGGUAAUCCUUUUUUCUUCUGCUCAUUUUUCCUCAAAAACGACGUGGAAUAUUUUUUUGCGGUUUGAGAGCGGCAAAUUUGUUACUAUCAGUUGGGAGCUGCAAAUUUAGGAAUGUAACUUUGAAGGCUGGAAAUUUGUUACUAUCAGUUGGGAGCUGCAAAUUUAGGAAUGUAAUUUUGAAGGCUGCAAUUUUGUUACUAUCAGUUGGGAGCUGAAAAUUUAGAAAUGUAACUUUGAAGGCUGCAAAUUUGGGACUGCCACUUGGGAGGGGCAGCUUUAAAAAAUAGCGUUUGUAGUUUUUUUUUUUUAUAGUUAGGUGCGCUCUAUCGCUCAUGCGGUGUUCUACUGAGAAAAGUUUAGGGGGCCCCUAUAGGGGUUCGGCCAUUUCGGGGCCCCGAUAGGUGUUGAGAUAGGGGCCCCACCGGGGGCCUUCCCAAGGGACCACAUUUGUCCCCCUAUAGGGGCCCACUAAACUUUUCUCAGAAAGUAAUUACUGCAAAAUGCAAAAUUAUUUCUGACUCUCCAAUGUUUAGUUAUCUCUUUCUUUCUACCGCAUCAAAAAACUGAAACCUUAAUAAUUUAAGUUGAAAAGCCCUUGAUCAAACAAAAAUCGUUUUUGUUUCAGCGCGUAGUGGUCGUCGAAUACAGCAACGACGAAAAGAUGCCAUCGACUUCUGGAGAAUCGCAAGCUUCUCAUCAGAUGGAGGAAAACACCCCUAGAAGAUCGUCCCGCCGACUUUAA